CCAGACUUCAACGUUGCAUACACCACCACCACCACCCUUACAUCAGGCCUCCUCACGAUGCUGCUUUAUCAUCUCCAUCUGCGAUGAAAUGCUAUGGGGCUGCAGCUUACCAUCGUCUGUUGCUACACUGGCGCUAUCUGAUCGACGAGGAUGCUGGCUAGGUACCUUGGUCGCCAUGACGUUGCACCUUGCUUAGUCCACGAUACCACUGCCAGAGUCGCAAAGAUGCCUUUGGAUAAGCCAUCACCACGACUAGAUCUAGUGAACGCCUUUUGUAAUCCAAAACUUGCUAUGAGGUAACCCUGGACGGUUGACUUUUAUGCUCUCUGCUGUCUUGUCUGUGCAUGCUCUGUUGUUCCACCCCGAAUCAAUCUCACCUCUCUCCAAGCAAUUGGUAGACAUAACAUAUCAUUCUGCCAGUACCAGUUCCUGCCAUAGGGUGACACGAAAAUGCCUUCGGCCAUCUCAGACUCGUCCACACUGGGUGCCCAGACCGGCAUAACGAAGUUCACAAACUGUCUUCUUGUCAGAGACAAUCAGCUUGUCACUGAAGACCUAUGGAUAAGCACGAUCACAGGAAAGAUCUUGAAGAGCCAAGAAGUCUUCUACGGAAACCAAGCUGCACCGGAUCGUAUCAUCGACCUCGGAGGACGUAUCAUUGCCCCGGGCUUCAUCGACGCACAGCUGAAUGGCGCCUUUGGCUUCGAUUUCUCGCAAGAGCCGGAGAGCUCGACGGCCUAUAUCAAGGGCCUUCGAAGUCUGAACAGGAAUCUGAUAAAGACUGGCGUCACAUCAUAUACUCCGACCGUCACGAGUCAGAAGGCUGAGCUGUAUAAGGAGGUAGUCCCACAUCUGGGGCCUUCUGGCGAAUUGAGAGAUCCUACUGAAGGCGCAGAAUCCCUUGGUGCCCAUCUCGAAGGGCCAUUCUUAAACCCCACGAAGAACGGCAUCCACAGCGUCUCCGUGCUCCGCGACGCCCCUACCGGCUUCGCAGACCUAGAAGCCUGCUAUGGUGCCACGAACCUCCUCCCUCACAAGUCACCAAUCAAAUACAUCACCAUGGCUCCCGAACUGCCCGGCGCCAUGUCCAACAUCGCCGAACUCAAAGCCCGUGGAAUCAGCGUGUCCAUCGGCCACUCCGAAGCAACAUACGAAGAAGCCUGCGCGGCCGUGUCUGCCGGCGCCACGAUGAUAACCCAUCUCUUCAACGCCAUGCGCCCGCUGCACCACCGCAACCCAGGCAUCUUCGGCCUGCUCGGAACAGAGUCUCCAAGUCUGCGCAAGCCAUUCUUCGGCGUCAUCGCUGACGGCAUCCACCUCCACUCCACGUCCGUGAAGAUUGCAUGGAACGCCCAUCCAGACGGCAUGAUCCUCGUCACGGACGCGAUGAGUCUCGUCGGUCUGCCGGACGGCACUUACGACUGGACGAAUGGCUCGCGGAUCGUGAAGCGGGGCGCGUUACUGACGCUCGAGGAGAAUGAGGAUAAGAUUGCUGGCAGUAGCAUCACGCUCGUGGGCUGCGUCAACAACUUCCUGAACUGGACUGGUGCUUCCAUUCCCGACGCUAUCAAAGCUGUCACGUCAACACCGGCAAGAAUGCUUGGUCUCGAAGGCAAGAAAGGGUCUCUGGAGCCGGGUGCUGAUGCAGAUCUGGUGGUCUUGACAGAAGACGUGAGUGCCGAAGGAUUGCGCGAUCUUCGCGUCGAGCAAGUAUGGAAGUUUGGAAAUAAAGUUCACGAGUAA
Molecule: messenger RNA, 1743 nt
Organism: Pseudovirgaria hyperparasitica
Lineage: Eukaryota; Fungi; Ascomycota; Dothideomycetes; Acrospermales; Acrospermaceae
Product: N-acetylglucosamine-6-phosphate deacetylase
Exons: 2
Coding region: 451-1743 (430 amino acids)
Biological process (GO): N-acetylglucosamine catabolic process
Molecular function (GO): N-acetylglucosamine-6-phosphate deacetylase activity
Source: RefSeq, a predicted model, not a curated record